AUGGUGUUCAUAAAUAACUCAUCACUUUUGUUCAACUCAAUAGAUGAUUCUUUAUUUAAGAGAAUACCAAAUCCAAACCAAUCACAACCAUCAAUUAUUACAAAUAGUCCAGAAAAAGUAUUAAUAAUUGAAAGUUAUCCAAUGGUGUCGAGAAUUUGGGAAAAUUUAAAUUAUUCAGGUUAUUUAAAGUUUAGAUCAUAUAUUGUUAAUAAGAAAUCAAAAAAAUAUAUUUCAAUUCUCCUAUUAUUUUUAGUGGGUCCAUUUUUUCCUUAUUAUAAUAUUAAUUAUUUCGAUUUCUAUGAAAAUCAAUUUAAUAUUUCAACACCACUAAAAUCAAAUUUAGAUCAAUUAAAUUCAAUUUUGCCGAUCCAAAAUAACCCACAACCAUUGGAUGGUUUUAUAUCAUCAUAUGAUCAAUGCAUGAAAGAUAGAGAAUUAGUAUUCUCCACUUACACUCCAAGUACAUCAUGGAUUAGCCGGGUAUCAACAAACAAUAAUUUACAACUAUCGGAUGGUUUUAUUUAA
This is a messenger RNA of Dictyostelium purpureum, 525 nucleotides long. RefSeq lists its product as uncharacterized. NCBI's taxonomy places the organism in Eukaryota, Evosea, Eumycetozoa, Dictyosteliales, Dictyosteliaceae. The record is from RefSeq and is a predicted model, not a curated record. The coding region runs from base 1 to 525 and encodes 174 amino acids. The transcript is spliced from 2 exons.